Molecule: messenger RNA, 2617 nt
Organism: Pungitius pungitius (ninespine stickleback)
Lineage: Eukaryota; Metazoa; Chordata; Actinopteri; Perciformes; Gasterosteidae
Gene: coasy
Product: CoA synthase
Exons: 10
Coding region: 267-1964 (565 amino acids)
Biological process (GO): coenzyme A biosynthetic process
Molecular function (GO): ATP binding; pantetheine-phosphate adenylyltransferase activity; dephospho-CoA kinase activity
Source: RefSeq, a predicted model, not a curated record
GCAUGCACAACAUAUCACGUGAUAACUCAACCCCGUUCCCGUGUGAGUGACUUUCACCAGUGGGUGUGCUUCCAGCUAUUUUGACCCGACUGGACAAACCAAGACAGCUCCUCGUUAAGGAUUAUCAGGGAAGGGAUUCAUUCGGUAGAUGUUUGGACUUCUACUUACACGUUGCAGUGCACGAUUCAUCCGCUCCACACUUCCACAAAAGUGAGCCAGCAGAUACCGUGACGUUUGCGGUUCUCCUUGUGAUAUCAGCGAGCAAAAUGUCCAUGUUCAGCACGGGCAUCCUCGUGCUGACGUCUCCUCUCCAAACCCUCCCCCUGCGCAUCGCCCCGGCGCUGAGCUCGGCCGCUCAGCUCGUCGAGCGCACGCUCUACGUCCACCUCCACCCCGGCCUGAACCUGGGGAGCGGCAGCCAGCCCCGGGCGGUUUUCAUUCCGCCCGCAGUGGACCUGUCCACCAUCAUCUCCCGCCUCUACAGCAACGCGGCCGACGUGUGCGGCCACCUGGACGUUCGAGUUUUGCUGACCAACGUCCGCGCUCAGCCGGGCCCCUGCGGCGGCGGCGCGACCCCGAGCUGCCCCUUCCCCACGCCACAAUCUCUGUCUCACUCCCCGGAGGUGGUGCUGACGGACUUCCCUCUGCAGGACCCGGCUCAGUCCCGUCAGGUCACGCAGUGCCUGCAGAGGUACACGGGCCACUGCUACGUCUGCAGCCCGGGCCUGCCCUCCGUGCUGCUCCACCCGCAGCUUGCGGGGCUGCAGGAAAACGAGGAGGGGCUUAAAGAGCCGGAAGAAAAGGCAGAGGUCCUGCAGACCUACAGUGACGUGGUGGUGGGGGGCACGUUUGACCGGCUCCACGGGGCCCACAGGACGCUGCUCAACGUCUCCUGCCUGCUGGCCAGCAGAAGGUUCCUCGUGUGUGUGUGUGACCAAGCGAUGCUGAAAAAGAAAGUGCUAAGGGAGCUGGUCGAGCCCUACGCCCUGCGGGCCCAGCGAGUACAGGAGUUCCUGCAAGACAUCAAACCCUCACUGCAGGUGAAGAUUAUGCCCCUUGAAGACCCCUACGGGGUUUCUGUGGUUGACCCCUUGCUGCAGUGCAUCGUGGUCAGCGAGGAGACCAGAAGGGGGGGCGAGGCCGUCAACAAGAAACGCAUUGAGAACGGUUUUCCUCCUCUCGUCCUCCACGAGAUCCAGUUGCUUAAAGAUGCCCACCACUCGGAGACAGAGGAGGAGAAGAUCAGCUCCUCCAGCCUGCGGUCUCGACUGCUAGGCACCCUCCUCACCCCGCCUAAAGACACGUCCCACCUCGCUCAGCGUCCGUACGUCAUCGGCCUGACCGGAGGCAGCGGCAGCGGGAAGAGCUCCAUCGCCAGGCAGCUGGAGGCUUUGGGUGCCGUCCGGGUUGACUGCGACAAGCUGGGCCAUGAGGUGUACCAGGCCGGCACUGCUGCCUAUCACAGAGUGCUCGAGGAAUUCGGACCAGAUCUUAUGAACGAAGAUAAAACCAUCAACAGACGUGCUUUAGGAGGAAAGGUUUUUGGAAACCAGGAGCGGUUAAAAGCCCUAACAGACAUCGUGUGGCCUGAGAUUGCACUUCUGGUGGAGAAAAGAAUCAGCAGAGCCCGAGAGGAAGGCGAGCAGGUGUGUGUGUUGGAUGCGGCCGUUCUCCAGGAGGCCGGCUGGACGCCCAUGGUGCACGAGGUCUGGGUCACGGUCAUCCCUGAGGAGGAGGCGGUGGUAAGGAUAUCGGAGCGAGACGGUUUGAGCACAGAAGAGGCCCUGCGCCGUUUGCAGAGCCAGUGGUCCAACGGCGAACAAGUGGCGCACGCCAACGUAGUGCUCAGCACGCUGUGGGAGCCGGAGGUCACUCGGAAGCAGGUUCUGAAAGCUUGGAAUCUCCUUCAAAAGAGGAUCCAGCCGAGACCAGAGGGACACGUGUCCACGUCGUCUCAGCAGUGAGCCGUGCACAGAGAACAUGAAGCAGGAAUACGUGCACACUAGUGACCGAUCCGCAGUAGGAGAACUUUGUGCCAGUGCAGCCCAACGAGGGCUCUCGCUUCGUUUACAAAGACUCGGUGCCUGAAUGAGUUUCCACAGGUUUUUAAACUACUUUUAACAAAUGGAUUGAAAUAUCCUAAUCUAUCGCUAACUAAUUUGAUUUUGGUAUUUGAAAGCUCAAAUUAAUGUUUUGGGAUUAAAUGUAGCCAAAUUAUAAUCGUAAAGAGUGUUUUCUAUGAAUGGCAUUCCUUUUUUAAUAGCUGUUUAAAUAAGCCCAGCAUUAAUUAACUAGAACAUUUCAAUCUGGUAGAUUGUUCUCUUGUGUUCUAGUAGAAUUAACAUGAAUGUACCAUAAACAAAUUACAUUUUAAGAGCAAGUAAGGUACCUUAACUGUACUAGUUGUCACUAUUUACAGUUUUGGGUUGGAGAAUAUUUGAACAAAUUCAGUGUAAUUAUUUUAUGAGAAAUUGUAAAUUACUAAACAUCCUACAUUAUAUUUAUGUGAAUAAAUGGAAUAUUCUGUAAGUUGUCACAUGGAAAUGCACUGUGCUGAAAAAGAUUUGCCAGCAAAACUGUACACUUAAUAAAAAUGUAUUAAGCUGAAGUGAAAUUU